This is a messenger RNA of Cephus cinctus (wheat stem sawfly), 1374 nucleotides long. RefSeq names its product replication stress response regulator SDE2. NCBI's taxonomy places the organism in Eukaryota, Metazoa, Arthropoda, Insecta, Hymenoptera, Cephidae. The coding region runs from base 306 to 1253 and encodes 315 amino acids. The transcript is spliced from 2 exons. The record is from RefSeq and is a predicted model, not a curated record. Gene Ontology annotation, cellular component: nucleus.
UGCGUAAUCAGUUGAUAUACAUAUUUUUGAUAAUAUUAUUCGCCUUGAUUGCAUAUCGAGCGAUUCACAAUCUGAUUUGUCAUUCUAACGACAUUUUAUAACUUUUAAGAGAAGCGCAUGUGUUUUCCGUUAUAGCCUUGAACGUACUUUUUUGACGUCAUUAUAGUUCCCAAAUAUUUCUAUGUACCUAUACAGUUCCAAGAACAACGGUAUUCACGAUACGUCACGGCGCUUGAGUUGUGGCAGCUUGUGUGAAAUAAUCGUGGUUUUGACGUGUUUAAGAGAGAAUUUAUGGGAAAACGACAAUGUUAAUUGUUAAAAUUAGUACCGGCCGGUGCGAUCAGCCUAUCUUUACUGCAGAAAAUCCGAUUACGACAUGUGAGAUUCGUAAUCAUGUGGAGGAAAUAACGGGAUUACCAAGGAGACAGUUUUAUAUUGUUCACAACGGCCAUAUCUUACGCAAUAAGAAUGUCUGUGCAUUUGGCUCUGUCGUCGUUAUACCAAAGGUGCUUGGAGGGAAAGGUGGAUUUGGAUCAAUGCUACGUGCUAUUGGAGCUCAGAUUGAGAAGACUACUAACAGAGAAGCUUGUAGAGAUUUGAGUGGUCGACGUCUGAGGGAUAUUAAUGAAGAAAAAAGAUUGAAGGCUUGGAUCGAUAAGCAAUCUACAAGAGAGGAGGAAGCUGUGGAACGUAGAAAGAAGAAAUUGGAGAGGCUUUGUGCGGAGCCAAAGCAUGAGUUUAAAGACAAAAAUUAUGAGAAAGAGAGAUCGUCACUGAUUGAGAGAGUUGGUGAUGCAGUUGAGCAAGGUUUCAAAGUUGCUGUUGCUGGUGGUUCAGGGAUCAAGAGAAAAGCUGAGGAUGAAGGAAAAAGUCUGAGAAAGAAAACUUUGAUGGACUUAGAUCUAGAUAUUGAUUCUGAUGAACUCAGUACUGACUCAGAAGAUGAUGACAAUGCUAAGGAAAUAAAAUCUAAAGUAGAUGAAAAGCAACUUUCCCACGACAGCGGACAUUCCAGUGAUGAGUCUGAUAAGAUAAAAAAGAAUGAAAUUAUUAGGAAAAAAGAAACUUCAGAAACUUUUAUGGAUAAUCGUAUUUCAAGUGAUUCUAAUGUCUCUAGCGAAGAUUUGAAUGCGAAGACCAAACUAGAAAAAACUACCCAAAAUGAUACUGUGGUGUCAGAGGAGAAUAUAGCAAAGGAAAAAAUUGAUACAGGAAAGUCAGAAGAUAUUUCAAAAAGUAAAGACAAACAUUGACAGAAUCAUCGGCUGAAAAAAUUGCUUCUGCUAAUUAACUCAAUUACAAUUUUAGGAUAUUUAAAGGAUUCAUUCAUAUGGUUCAUUUAAUUAUAUAAUAAAUCACCGUAUACGAAACAUU